UUCGCAAGGAUUCCUGGGUAGGGGAGUUCAGUGGAGUGCAUCAAUUCCUGACUGAAGGCUUCCGUAAAUAUUUGGUUUAUACGUUACGUUACACUGCAACUAAGUUGAAUUUUGCAACUCAAAAAUAUUUAGUAGUGCGUUAGUUUUCACCUUCGCACAGAUGGUGCAACCGGCCCCAGGUCUCAACCUGGCAGCAACCACAACAAGCCUUCAUUUCAUAUGAGAGUAGGCAAUACUCUAUGUCUUUAAAAAACUGAUAAAUUACAUUACUGACAUUUAUUAAAUUGAAUCCCACAUUGGUCGGGACAUUUAACUGAAAGAUUGCGUGGCGGCUUGAUGAUUUCAUGUUUUCAGCAACGUGCCCACAGACACUUUCUCUUUCACUUUCUUGCGUGAUUACAGAGAGAACUGAACACUCGAUAUGGCUUCCUGCAGCAGUCUCCUGACUGAAGACCUUAAGUGUUCUGUCUGUCUGGAAGUGUUCACUGAUCCAGUUACAACUCCAUGUGGACACAACUUCUGCAAGAACUGCCUGAAAACCAGCUGGGAAAACACAGAACAUUACAAGUGCCCGCUUUGCAAAGAAACUUUCCAUAGAAAACCUAAUCUCAAAAUCAACACAUCAUUUAGGGAUAUUGCAGAGCAGUUUAAAAAGAUUACAUGUGAUUCUAUAAAAGAAAAAGUCAGAUGUGAUGUUUGUAAACACAGAAAAGCCAUAAAAUCGUGUCUAGAUUGUUGUGGAACUUUCUGUGACAUUCAUCUGGAGCCACAUUUCUCCAUACCAGUGCUCAAGAAACACAAACUGAUAAACCCGGUUGAGAAUCUUCAGGAUUAUAUUUGCCAGAAACACGAAAGACCUCUAGAGAUGUUCUGUAAAGAUGAUCAAACCUAUCUGUGUCUGCUCUGUGCAAGAGACCAUAUCCAACACAACACUGUUCCUAUAGAGCAAAAAACUGGAGACAGAAAGAAUCAGCUCAGGAGUACACAAGACAAGUUACAAAAGAUGAUUCAGAGUAGAACAAAGAAGAUUCAAGAGAUCACACACUCACUCGAAAUCAGAAAAGGGAACACAGAAAAGGAGAUAGCAGAUUGUGUUGAGCUUUUCACCUCUAUGAUUCACUCAAUUGAGCGAUGUCAGUCUGAACUGCUUGAUCUAAUGGAACAGAAGCAGAAAGCAGCAGAGGAUCACGCCGAAGAUCUCAUAAAAGAGCUGGAGCAGGAGAUCACUGAACUAAAGAGGAGAGACUCUGAGCUGGAGCAUCUCUCGAACACUGAGAAUCAUCUCCACUUGCAACAGAUAUACCCAUCCCUGUGCAGUCCUUUAAACAGCAGGAACUGGACUCAGAUCAGUUUUAACACUCAUCAAAGCAUGAAGACUCUGUGGAAAGCUCUGGCUCAACUCCAGGAGACUCUAAAUGAGAAACUGAGUGAAACAGUUCUAAAGGGGAUGCAGCAAUAUGCAGUGGACAUAAAUCUGGAUCCUGAAACAGCCCAUCCUGAACUCAUCUUGUCUCCUGAUGGAAAACAAGUGAGACAUGAAAACAUAAAGCUGAAUCUGCCUGACAACCCACAGAGGUUUGACGACUGUCUAAGCAUCCUGGGAAAAGAGGGAUUCUCCACCGGCAGAUUUUAUUAUGAGGUGCAUGUAACAGGAAAGACAAAGUGGAAUUUAGGAGUCGUGAGAGAGUCCAUUAACAGGAAAGGGGAUGUCAUUAUGAGUCCUGAGAAUGGAUACUGGGUUCUGUGCCUGAGAGAUGGAGGGGAUUAUUGGGUGGUUGCUCAUCCCUCCGUCUUCCUUUCUCUGAGAGUGAAGCCCCAGAAGGUCGGUGUGUUUGUGGAUUAUGAGGAGGGUCUGGUGUCCUUUUAUGAUGUAGAGUCCAGGUCUCAUAUCUACCUUUACACUGGUCAGUCUUUCUCAGAUAAGCUGCUUCCAUAUUUCUGUCCAUGUAAUAAUGAUGAAGGGACAAAUUUUCCUCCACUGAUUAUUUCUCCUAUUAAACACAUUAAAUAAAUCCAGAAUAGACUAGAAUGUGAUGAGGUAGCUAAAGACAUACAUACAAUUUUAAUAUUUUAUCAGUAAUGUUUGUUCAUGUUUGUGCUUGAAGACUUGUAUUGUGCAGCAUUUCACUGCCAUGUUUUUAGUCAAUUUAAUGUUUAUUUCAAUUACGACUUUUAAAGUGCACAUAUUUUAAAUGUUGGCUUGUUUCUCUUGGUUUAUGGAGAUCUAAUUCUGGUAUCUGGUAUUCUGCUGGUAUGUGGUAUUGUUGUGUAGUUCUACUAAUGCUGUGCCCUGUAAUAAUAUUUAAAAAAAAUCUCAGUUUUGUUCUAUUUUCAUUCUAUGAAUAUACAGGUAAAAGGUGCAAAAUGUUGUUUUAUCAGGACUGAAAUGUGAUUACACUCAAAUUGACAAAUAAAUACAGAAACACA
Molecule: messenger RNA, 2427 nt
Organism: Triplophysa dalaica
Lineage: Eukaryota; Metazoa; Chordata; Actinopteri; Cypriniformes; Nemacheilidae
Product: E3 ubiquitin-protein ligase TRIM39-like
Exons: 7
Coding region: 422-2011 (529 amino acids)
Molecular function (GO): zinc ion binding; protein binding
Source: RefSeq, a predicted model, not a curated record